UGGAAAUUGAUUUAAAUUGCGAGUGCCGGAUCCGUUGCAUCCACAUUCAUGCAUUCAAGAAAUUGCACUUACUAGUAACUGCAUCAAAAGAAUUCACGCAUUAAAAUCUUUCAAGAAAUUGCCCUGCAAAGUGAUUGAGUAGAUCGAUGCCAUGGAAGAUCAAUUCACUUUUGAAGAAAUAACUUUGCAAAUGUUUUCUGAUCUGAAAACCGAGGUUGUUACACAGUUUGAAUACCACCAUAGGUUGUUCUCCAGGUGCUUUAAUAACCUAAAAACAAUUUCCACCUGUUUCCUCCAAGGAAUUUAUCCACCUGGAGAUGGUGGUCAGCAAAUUGCCUGCGACAACCCAGUGGUGGGGAAAGGGCAUUGUCUGGACGCCCAGGAGGGAAAUGAGGUCAAGCUGCAUUUAUCACAUGCCUUCUUGGAUGGAUGCGCAGAGAUGGAAAAACAAAAAGAAAGGGAGAAUGACAAUGGUGGUGGUGAAGAUAACUGUACGAUUGGAGGGAGAACAGCUGCCAGAGAGAAUUUGCUCAAUGCCCACAUGGACAGAUGGGACGAGAAGAGAGAAGAAGGAGGAGGUGGAGAAGAAGAAAAUGGAGAUGGUGGUCAGCAAAUUGCUGGGGACAACCCGGGGAAAGGGCAUUGUCUGGACGUAUCACAUGCCUUCUUGGAAGAACAAGAAGAACGGGAGAAUGACAACGGUGAUGGUGAGGAUAACUCCAGGAUUGGAGGGAGAACAAGAACACCUGCUAGAGAGAAUUUGCUCAAUGCCCACGUCGACAGAUGGGACGAGAAGAGAGAAGGAGGAGGAGGUGGUAAAGAAGAAAACAAAGAUGUUAAUUUAGUCCACAAGGGUGGUAGAAGGGGAGGGAGAUGGCGAAGGAGAGUAGGGGCCAAGGAGAAGAAAGAAAACAGUGAUGUGGCAGCAGCAUUGCCUGCUGUUGGAAGAAUUACACUGUCCAAGCGAAGGCCAUGGCAAAUGAUUCUUGGUGCAGAGAAGGAAUCUGGUAAGAGAAAGGCCAUGGAAAUAAAAGAGCAGCCCCAGGCCACAAGGAUUACCCGUGCCAGGUGCAAGUUGCAGGCUGAGGUUGAGGUUGCCGAGGAGCCUAUGAAUGUGGCUGCCACGGUAUCUCCAUCAGCAUGUCCCAAAAUGGCGGUCUCUCUGCAAACAGGAGACAAAGACGGCUCAUCUCCAUUGCCUUAUCCUGUCAUUGCGGUCCUAUCACAAACAGGAGGGACGGGCAAAUCAUCUCUAUUGCCUUCUCCUGUCAUCGCGGUCUUAUCACAAACAGAAGGGACAGGCCAUUCAUCUCCAUUGGCUUCUCCUGUUAAGGCAGUUCCGUCACAAACAGGCGGCAGAGGAGGCCUAUCUUUAUUUCCUUCUGCUGUCGUAGCAGUGGCAUCACAAGCAAGAGACAGAGGCGACUCAGAGAUCAAUGAGAUAUAUCUUAAAGGUGAUUCAAUAUCAAAAUUGAGGAUGACAAAAUCCUGUGUUGAAAAUCAAGAGUCGACACUUGAAACUCAUCUCAAUACAUCACUGCCACUGAUUGAUGCUGCUCAUAGAGAAGAAAUGGUGACUGUAGAGAUGAAAAGUAAAUCCUCGGAACAGAUGAAGACACCUGCCAGAGAGAAUUUGCUCAAUGCCCACAUGGACAGAUGGGACGAGAAGAGAGAAGAAGGAGGAGGUGGAGAAGAAGAAAAUGGAGAUGGUGGUCAGCAAAUUGCUGGGGACAACCCGGGGAAAGGGCAUUGUCUGGACGCCCAGGAUGAGGGAAAGUUGGAAAAACAAGAAGAAAGAGAGAAUGGCAAUGGCGAUGGUGAGGAUAACUGCAGGAUUGGAGGGAGAACACCCGCUAGAGAGAAUUUGCUCAAUGUCCACAUUGACAAAUGGGACGAGAAGAGAGAAGGAGGAGGAGGUGGAGAAGAAGAAAAUGAACAUGUUAAUGUAGUCCACAAGGGUGGUAGAGGGGGAGGGGGAGGGAGAGGGAGAAGGAGAGUAGGGGCUACGGAGAAGGAAAAAAAGAGUGAUGUGGCAGCAGCAUUGCCUGCUGUUGGAAGAAUUACACUGUCCAAGCGAAGGCCAUGGCAGAUGAUUCUUGGUGCAGAGAAGGAAACUGGUAAGAGAAAGGCCAUGGAAUUAAAAGAGCAGCCCCAGGCCACGAGGAUUACCCGUGCCAGGUGCAAGUGGCAGGCUGAGGUUGAGGUUGCCGAGGAGCCUAUGAAUGUGGCUGCCACGGUAUCUCCAUCAACAUGUCCCAAAAUGGCGGUCUCUCUGCAAACAGGAGACAAAGAUGGCUCAUCUCCAUCGCCUUAUCCUGUCAUUGCGGUCCUAUCACAAACAGGAGGGACGGGCAAGUCAUCUCUAUUGCCUUCUCCUGUCAUCGUGGUCUUAUCACAAACAGAAGAGACAGGCCAUUCAUCUCCAUUGCCUUCUCCUGUUAAGGCAGUUCCAUCACAAACAGGCGGCAGCAGAGGAGGCCUUUCUUUAUUUCCUUAUGCUGUCGUAGCAGUGGCAUCACAAGCAAGAGACAGAGGCGACUCAUCUUCUGAGAUCAAUGAGAUAUAUCUUAAAGGUGAGUCAAUAUCACAAUUUAGGAUGACAAAAUCCUAUGUUGAAAAUCAAGAGUCGACACUUGAAAGUCAUGUCAAUACAUCACUGCCACUGAUUAGUGCUGCUCACAGAGAAGAAAUGGUGACUAUAGAGAUAAAAAAGAAAUCCUUGGAACUGGUCUGUGAGGAUUCUAAUUAUAUGAAUUGUAUGAGAAUCCCACAGGAAGUCACAACAAAAAUAUUUGAGGAAUGUACAGGAGGUAGGCCAUCCUCAAGUCCUGUGUUGAUCCCUAAACAAAACAAAGACAAUUCAGCAGCACAUGUCAUGAUUCAGUUGGAAGUUGUUGCUAUAAGAGAUAAUGCUGGUCAUGGAGAAGAAAUAGUGACAAUAGAGGCGAAAUUGAAUUCUUUGGAUCCAGUCUGUGAGGGUUCUAAUGACAUGGAUUGUAAGAGAAUUCUGCAGAAAGACACACCAAAAAUAGUUCAGGAAUGUGCAGAAGGAUGGCCAUCCCCAAGGCCUUACUGUGGAUACAGUGCUGACAUGAAAGCUGCAGAACAGUCAGAAGCCUUGGAUGCCAUAGAAAUUAUUCAACUGCAGGAUACUUCAAAUAUUAUUGAAGAAUUAAAAGGGAAUGAAGAUACUGAAACUCUAAUUAGUCAUGAUGUUUUCCAGCAAACAUCUAUUUGUAGUAAUGAAGUUUUCAGUAGAAAUUUACCUUCAUACACAUCUUAUGCCAAAAAUAAGGAAGGGUCUUUGAGUUGUACACCAUUGCCUCGAUUUCAAGCUGAUGGCAUGUCAUCAGUAUGCACCUCUAUUUCCUAUUUACUGGAUAAAACUCACCUACAUACUACACCAUCAAAUGCUCAGUUAUUUGGGUCCUGUUUUGAAGUGACAAGUCCUCAACAUUGUGGGCAACAAGGUGACUCCAAGACUGAACCUUCAGAUGACACUCAUUACACUGCAACAAAUAAGAUUGGAAAAAUAUUUGGUUCAUCAGUCAGAAAGAAGGAUUCAGGAACACCCAAUGUAAGAGCUGGUAGUAGGUUUGCUAGCCAGAUUUCACCAAGGAUCAGUCAGAGACCAAGCAACAUAUCAUGCAACGUGAAAUCUUUUACUCCGCUAGUUCAGCAGAAAAAGGCAUCAGCAUCAGUUAUGACAGGAAAGAGAGAUAUCAAAGUGAAGGCUUUGAAGGCUGCUGGAGUAGCAAAACGACUUGAAGAGAAAAGGGAACAAGAAAAAGGUGGUAAAGGAUCCAAAAUUGCCUGUAGUGACAGUAAUAAAUCCAUAUCAAGUGGCAUGGCAAGAAAAAAGCCAGUGGGAUGCACCGUGCAGUACCAGUCAGGCACUUCUGUGAUUGGUGUGGAUCUGAAGUUGAGAAGAGCUUUGGCCACUAAAAAUAAAAUGGAGCAAGAAAAUUUGAGAAAAUUGGAUGAGAAAAAAAAGAAAGAAGAAGAACGGAAGAAAAAUGCAGCAGAGGUUGCAGCAAAUAAGAAGAAAAAGGAAGAGAUGGACAAGAGAGACCGUGAGGAAAAGCGGAGGCGAUUGGAAGCACAGAAGCAGCGGAAGGAACUUGAGGAACAACUUCGUGCUAAGGAGGCAAAAGAACAGAGGCGCCGAGCUCUGGAUGACUGCAAGCGUAAGAGGAAGGCAAUGGAGGAAAAGGCAAAAAAGCAACGCCGUAUAGAGAAAGAAAGGGAAGCUGCUGAGCGCAGACGACAGAUAGAGGAGUAUGCUAAGUCCAAAAAAUUUGCAUCAAAGGAUGCAAAACACAUGCAAAAAGUCCAUCAGCAUAAUGAAACAACAACUCAGGCCCAAAAUGUAUAUGCUGGAAAGGUGUCAAGCAUGUUAACUAGUUGUGCAAAAGGUGCACAUGGAACAGAAGGGCAGUCAGUGUUGGGCAGAAACCCAAGUUCACAUCUAUCAUUGAUAUCCAACAUCGAUAUUGAGUCUUAUGAAAUAUCGCAUUAUAAGGGUUCAUAUGAGGAGGAUAAUGAUGAUAGAACUUCAGGGAAACCCAUACCACUAUGGGCAAGGAAAGAGUAUUUGAUUCGACAUAUCAUCAGUCAACAAUAUAUUGAUCCUGAUGAGAUAUUUGCUUGUGCAAGAACUUGCAGUUUAAACGAAGUUUUUGAGUCUAAUGGAUCAAAUAGGAGGGGAGAUUUCAAACGGCGUAGUUAUAGUGGGGAAUGGCUUAAUGACUGUUUUACAUGGAGAGAAGAGUAUCAAUACAAGUUGCAGAUGGGAUACAUAAAUGAGGGCUGAGUAAAAUAAUUAAAUGGAUUAUUGAGGGAGAAGAACUGUGGUAAUAGGUACAAACAUAGAAUACCAUUACAAGUUGCAAAUGGGAUACAUAAAUAAGGGCUGGGUCAAAUCAUUAAAUGGAUUCAGGUUGCCUUGUCUGCUUAUCGACAUGUUUGUACCUGUUACCACAGUUAUUCUACCUUCAAGAUGAAUUUUGUGAAUUUAAUGGUUGCAUCAUAUGAACUGCACCUUGUGAACCAUACAAAAGGAUGAUAAUCGGAGUCAAAGAUAUCAUCUUGCUGGGAAAAGUAUGAAAAUGAGCCAUAAGAAAGCUGGCACUAGAAAACAAAUCUGGAAAGCCCGUGUAUUUAUCUUAUUAUUUUUUAUUUAUAAGGAUGAUGCUUAAUGUAUGAUUAAUUUCAAUUUUUUCAGGUUUUCCUUCACUCAUCAUGACUUUCUUUGUCAGUGGAGGAUGUAUUAAAUAUAUAUAUGGGUAAUCCCUCGAGCACCCAUCUUGUAUUAUACAGUUGUUUUUCUUUGCUGGACAUCUUCAAGUUUCUUUUCUAAAGCAUGUGCCUUUUACUUGCAACCUUUGUUGCUUCUUCACUAACAUUUUUCAUUCUUCCAGGGUGCUUAGUACUGAAAUCAUACAAAACUAAUGGUCGGUAGAUUUAAAACUUAUGUUCAAUUGUUAAUGGGAAGAUAUAGUAGAGAAAAGAAAAACAUCAAUUGGAACAUUUAAAAGCACGUUAGAUUUUGACUCUUUGUGUAUACCUGCAUCAUGAUUUUGUAAUUUCUGUGGAGGGUGUCAUGUUCGAGUGUGCAUUUGCAAGUGUUGUGUUCACUAUUGGUUUUGUUUGAAUAUAGAUGGUCAAUCACUGAGUUUACGAUUUGAAUUUGAACGCAAAGUGACAAUGUAUUGGUCUUUCAGAUGCAUUUCGUUCACUUGUGUGUUUGCAAUCAUUAUGUUUUCUUGAAGAUUGAUUUUGUCUUAUCACAAAUGACCACAUGAUUGAAUUUCAUCAACCAUGGAGUUUUUGAUUUGAAUGUGAAUAUCAAACCAGCAAUGUCUUUAUUUUUAGAUAUUUAGAAACCAUUUGUAAUGAUCAUAAAUGGGUGUUUUAAACUAGAAUUUAUCCAUAUCAUAGACCAAGAAACAAUUUUAGCCUCUAAAUGAGUUACAAUGCCCACUGCACUUGUAGCUCUUUGAUUGUUUGCCUCUCCUGCUCCUCCAUUGUUAUGGAAAUAAUCCAAUCUCUGUCGUGGGUAGACUAAAAUGCUUGGUAUAUAGUUUGGUGCUCCAACAUUGAUACAUAACGCUCUUGAAAAUAUGAAGGAAGGUCUGUUAAUUUCAGUGUUGGAGCUCCAAUAAUACAGUUUAUCAAUCUUUCAAAUUCGUUGUCAAUCUCACCCCAAGACAUGCAUCAAUUCUAAUCCAUUGAGGCUGGCUCAAUGCAUCAAUCAUCAUCUGUUGAGUACACUAAUAUGAUUCACCCAUAAUUUGCAACGGUGUUGACAUGUAGAGGAAGACUAUCUACACAAGCCAAGAAUUUUGUUUCUAAAUCUUACAGUUGAAUGGGAAGUUAGCAUUCAAGGAGUCAGAAACAGACGAUGUUGGAUGAGGUACAAAGGAUUAUGUACAUGCUCGCAUACAGCAGCGAAAUGGUAGAAACUAGAAAGAGCCUGACUACCAUUCAAGGAGUUCGAAAGGAAUACAAUUACAACAAAAUUCUCAAAGAUUUCAAGAAAGAGUUCUGUUGCAAUGGUACUAUAGUACAGGAUUGAAAGGUGGGGCAGGUUAUCCCGCUUCAAGGUGAUCAAAGGAAGAAUGAUUCUCAGUUCCUUAUCAAUGCUGGUUUGGUGAAGAUCCAUGGAUUUUAAGAGGCUCUUUUUUAAUGAAUAAUAAGAAAGAUAUUCAUGUUCCGAUUUAUCACGAUAUGUUUCAGACUGUUUUACUUACUAUCAGUUUUUGGAGUCUUUUGGCUCAUAUUGGGACGGUUAAUGGUUGGCUUUUGUAUUGGUCUUUGUAAAGGGCUUGUAAACAUUGGGGCCAAGGUGAAUAAGUGCAAGUA
Molecule: messenger RNA, 6864 nt
Organism: Cryptomeria japonica (Japanese cedar)
Lineage: Eukaryota; Viridiplantae; Streptophyta; Pinopsida; Cupressales; Cupressaceae
Exons: 8
Coding region: 152-4813 (1553 amino acids)
Source: RefSeq, a predicted model, not a curated record